AUGCUGAUACUUGACCCCAUUUCGGAAGAGGAAUAUUAUUUACUAAUGUCACGUCUGAAACCGAUUCCUCCUCCACCAUUUCAAAACGAAUACUGGGACAUUUUCGAAGACUAUCAUACCAAUUACGGAGAGCAAAUCCUACGGCUGUAAGUUGUUUUGUUAAUGUGUAAAUAAAUUUCUCAUUUGUCGUUUCAGCCGUGCUAAUCGUUCUUCAUUGACGUGUCCUUCGAGAUCUAUCAAACUCAGCGAAGAAGUUGUGCAAAAGCUCGAGGAUGAGUGGAAGCUGCGUCGAAACCAAUCGAUCGUCGAAAUAUUUGAGAUUGCUAACAAAUGUGAAACCAAUUUCGAUAAUGUAAUGCGUAAAAAUGCACUGUCUUUGCUAACGGUUUUCUUUUCAGGUUCACGAUUGGUUUCAGAACAAGAGAGAAGAGAGAGCGAUGGAAGAAAGAAGAAAAUGGGAGGAAGAGAGGAAGGAGAAACUCGAAAAGGAAGAACGAGAGGCAAGGGCCAGAGAAAUAGCGGCACGCAUACCUAAGGAAGCCUAUAUUCCGGCCAAUGUGUAUAAACCACCCCCAAAAGAUAAGUGUUGUCACCGAGUUGGAAGAGAUGAAAAAAAACUGAAUACACUCCCAUUUACCGCACCCAAUAACCGCCGGGCCCGAUUUGGAUUAAUGUGAUGUGGGUGAACAUUUCUGGUUCCCCGCACCGUCAAAUAAUUGUUUUUUCAGCCGCCCAAUAAGUAAAAUACUGAAAAUUAGCAACAAAAAAAAAUCAAGGAUGGCGCGGAGCACCAAACAUUUUCAGAAGUCUGUGUAUAGUUUGAUGUAAAACUUUCCAACUAUGUACGUUUUCUUUUCUAGACACAGUUUUAUGAUAUACCGUACUACCCAUACUCCCCUCGCUCCCCUCUUCGUUUUAUUUUUUUAUUCCCUUUCUUAUCACCGAAUUGCACUUUUCUCAAUGAAAACUAGUGGAAGACGCGUGUCGUUUGUUAGUUGAAUAGAAAUAGAAAUAAAGUUUUACUCUAUGUAUACUAUUGACUUAUUCUGAAAGAUUUGAAGAUCAAAAAUCGAAAAGGUGAGAGAUUCCAGUUGAUGCACAUCAAAAUGUGUGCAGAUAACUAUUCAGGAACACAUUUUCCAUCAUUAUUGACUGCAAUGAGUGCACAUACGAGCAACUCCUCUGCCAACAUUCGUUCGUCCGCUUUCCGCCCAUACUAUAAACCACCUCCAGCAGUUGACGUCACCAUUCAUCCUCCUAUCAGGAUACCGAAUUCCCAGCAAACAUAUUUCUUGCCUCCGACACAGCAAAUUCAUUUUGUACCAAUUGUCUCGUAUCCCGUUCCUCCUUCUCAUUUCCUACCACAUCAAUAUCAUGUUUACGUGCCAUCAGCGCAGCAAAAGUGAGUUUGAAAUGAAACCCGUACCAACUAGGGCUGGGCAAAUUACCGACCCGGGAAUCCAAGUUUCAGACGGAUAGAAUUAUCUGGUCCGGAGAUUUAGAUCCGAAAAGCCCAUGCUUUACGAAAAAACGAGAACUGUUAGGCCCUAGAUCAGUAUUGUAUCUCCCGUAGAAGAUCCCAACGAUCUGAAACUUGCACCCCAAAUACUUCAAUCCAAACUCAAGAAGUCUUCAUAGUUUAGGUUCAAUCGAACUAUCGCGAAUAGCCAAAAAGUCGGUCCAGGCAGUCCCUCGAAAAGAUUGGGCCGACCUUUUGCGCAGCCCUGGUUUUAAUUACACCUCAGUUUUUAAUUUUCAGAUCAAAUUCGGAAUACAGUUUUCCGGUUUUCCAAAAGCAUUAUCUGGAAGGAAAGUUCAAAAAUAACGCGGAGCCGAGCAAGACGCAACUAUUCGAACUUGCGUAUCAAUUGGGAGUUUCCACUGAAAAGGUAAGCAUUACAUCGAAAUGAUUUCUUGCAAUGUUCACACUUUUUGAAGGUGACUGACUGGUUUGAGAAACGAAGAUUGGAGCCGACGAAAGAGGGCGAUUUUAACAAAAUGUAG
This is a messenger RNA of Caenorhabditis sp. 36 PRJEB53466, 2004 nucleotides long. NCBI's taxonomy places the organism in Eukaryota, Metazoa, Nematoda, Chromadorea, Rhabditida, Rhabditidae. The record is from the annotation of a GenBank genome assembly.